Molecule: messenger RNA, 1677 nt
Organism: Microdochium trichocladiopsis
Lineage: Eukaryota; Fungi; Ascomycota; Sordariomycetes; Xylariales; Microdochiaceae
Product: chaperonin Cpn60/TCP-1 family
Exons: 4
Coding region: 1-1677 (558 amino acids)
Biological process (GO): protein folding
Cellular component (GO): chaperonin-containing T-complex
Molecular function (GO): ATP binding; ATP-dependent protein folding chaperone; ATP hydrolysis activity
Source: RefSeq, a predicted model, not a curated record
AUGUCUUUCGGCGGCCAGACCCCCACUAUCAUUGUCCUCAAGGAGGGCACCGAUACCUCCCAAGGAAAGGGUCAGAUCAUCUCCAACAUCAAUGCCUGCCUCGCGGUCCAGGCCACCAUCAAGUCGACCCUCGGCCCCUACGGCGGUGACCUCCUGCUCGUCGACCAGAAUGGCAGGCAGACUAUCACAAAUGACGGUGCGACUGUCAUGAAGUUGCUCGAUAUCGUUCACCCCGCCGCACGAAUCCUUGUCGAUAUUGCUCGAUCCCAAGAUGCCGAAGUCGGAGAUGGCACAACGUCCGUUGUCGUCCUUGCUGGCGAGAUUCUCAAAGAGGUCAAAGAGCACGUGGAGCAGGGUGUCAGCUCUCAGAUCAUCAUCAAAGGUCUGCGGAGAGCGUCCCAGCUUGCCGUUAACAAGAUCAAGGAGAUUGCGGUCAGGACAGACGAGGCCAACCAGCGUGACACUCUGACGAAAUUGGCCGGUACUGCCAUGACCAGCAAGCUGAUCAAGAGAAACACCGACUUCUUCACAAAGAUGGUCGUCGACGCUGUCCUCACCUUGGAUCAAGAAGAUCUCAACGAGAAGCUCAUCGGCAUGAAGAAGAUCCCCGGUGGAUCUCUGACGGAUUCCCUCUUCAUCAACGGCGUCGCCUUCAAGAAGACCUUCGCCUACGCCGGCUUUGAGCAGCAGCCCAAGUCAUUCGUCAAGCCCAAGAUUGUGUGCCUCAACGUUGAGCUCGAGCUCAAGGCUGAAAAGGACAACGCAGAAGUUCGUGUCGAGCAGGUUUCGGAAUACCAGGCCAUUGUCGAUGCCGAGUGGCAAAUCAUCUUCAAGAAGCUCGAAGCGAUCCACCAGACCGGAGCAAAGGUUGUGCUGUCGAAGCUCCCGAUCGGUGACCUGGCAACCCAGUACUUUGCCGAUCGUGAUGUCUUCUGUGCUGGCAGAGUGUCCUCGGAAGAUAUGGAGCGUGUUGUUCAGGCCACGGGUGCCACGAUUCAGUCUACAUGCUCAGACAUUCAGCCUCACCACCUUGGUGUCUGCGGUCGUUUCGAGGAGCGCCAGAUUGGUGGCGAGCGUUUCAACUUCUUCGAGGAGUGCCCGGAGGCCAAGACCUGCACCCUUGUCCUGCGUGGUGGAGCUGAGCAGUUCAUCGCUGAGGUCGAGCGGUCGCUGCACGAUGCCAUCAUGAUUGUCAAGCGUGCUAUCAAGCAUCACAUGAUUGUUGGUGGUGGUGGUGCCACUGAGAUGGAGGUCUCCACCUCGCUGCACCGCUUCGCCGAUAAGAACAUCUCGCACAAGCAACAAGGGAUCAUCAAGUCUUUUGCCAAGGCUCUCGAGGUCAUCCCCCGCCAGCUUUGCGACAAUGCUGGCUUUGACGCUACGGAUAUUCUCAACAAGCUGCGUGUCGAGCACGGCACGAAGGGACACACCUGGGCUGGUGUCGACUUCACCAACGAGGGGGUUACAGAUAUGAUGGAGAGGUUCGUCUGGGAACCUGCUUUGGUCAAGAUCAAUGCUAUCCAGGCUGCCACCGAGGCCAGCUGCCUGAUCCUUGGUGUGGAUGAGACAAUCCGCAACGAAGAGAGCCAACAGCCACAAGCUCCGGGCCAGCCUCUGCCUCCGGGAGCUGCACAAAGAGCUCUCCGCGGUCGCGGACGGGGUAUGCCGCGGAGGUGA